Molecule: messenger RNA, 881 nt
Organism: Pelecanus crispus (Dalmatian pelican)
Lineage: Eukaryota; Metazoa; Chordata; Aves; Pelecaniformes; Pelecanidae
Gene: PACRGL
Product: parkin coregulated like
Source: RefSeq, a predicted model, not a curated record
UUUCUCUGCCCUAGCUGCACUCCGGGAGAGUUGACACUCACCAGGGGAUUAAUGUUCUAAGAAUGUCAUCAGGCAUCCAAAUAAAACCAAAGACUGCAGUACAGAAAAGCAAGACAUCUUCUCCUUUGCCACAUUCUCCAGAACCUGCAAUUAAACCACAGCCAAAGCCUAGUGACAAGCUGAAUCCUAAAACUAUUGAUCCGUUUGGUGCUCAUUCUCGACCACCUUCUGCAUUUGCUGCUAUAUAUGCUAAAGGUGGCAUUCCAUGCAGGUUAGUGCAUGGCUCAGUAAAGCACAGACUGCAAUGGGAAUGCCCUCCUGAAACUGUUCCCUUUGAUCCUCUUCUUGUAACACUGGCAGAGGGUCUAAGAGAGACAAAACAUCCCUAUACAUUUGUUUCAAAGGAGGGUUUUAAAGAAUUACUUAUGGUUGAAGGUGCUACUGAAAAAGCAAUUCCCUUGUUGCCUCGUCUAGUUCCAGUGUUAAAGGCUUCAUUGGCCCAUUUGGAUGAUGAAGUAUUUGGAAGGGGAUUGGAUGCUUUAGUUCAACUGAGUGCUGUUGUUGGCCCAUCUCUUAAUGAUCAUCUUAAGCAUCUACUCACAAAUCUUUCAAGGAGAUUAAUGGACAAGAACUUUAGAGAAAAAAUUACUGUUGCUUUACAAAAGUUGGAGCAAUAUGGUGGAAAGGCAACUGUGGCUAUCAUCAAAUCUAAAAUUCCAACCUAUUGUUCUAUCUCUUCUUGAUCAAGAAAACUAGUGAUUUACUCUAAGUUGAAUUUUGGAAUGAAACUGCCUGUGAACAUCACUGACACCUCAUUGGGGUAUGACAUAUUCUCUUAAAAUAAUCACAAUUCUUUAGUAUGAUGGAGAAUGGGAAAAGUC